This is a messenger RNA of Darwinula stevensoni, 1080 nucleotides long. The record is from the annotation of a GenBank genome assembly. Lineage: Eukaryota; Metazoa; Arthropoda; Ostracoda; Podocopida; Darwinulidae.
AUGGACGGCGUUGACGCAUUGCAUAUAUAUCCGGAAUGCCGAAUGACGACAAUGGGAAAGGAGUACAGAGGCACCCAUAGUCAAACACAAACUGGAAGGAAGUGCUGGCAUUGGAAGAUGCUUGCAGACGAUUCAGAAUUAAUAUCUUCUGUAUACUUUUUAUUUGAAAUUUUGCAGCAGCAGGUGAUGAAGUUGAGCCCUUUGAGUGUCAUGGAUAGACAGAUAGACAUCUAUGAGUUAAUUUCAAAACAGGAUCUAAACUAUUGCCGGAACCCAACGUCGGCAGAGCAACCAUGGUGCUUUAUUUCCACAAACUAUAGUCAAUGGGAAUUCUGCGACAUCCCCUUCUGCUCCGGCCGAAAAGAGCUACCGGAAUGCAGAUUGACUGAAGAGGGACGGGAGUAUGCAGGGUUUAUGAACGUGGACUCAUUUGGUCGGAAAUGUCAACCCUGGCUGACACCAGACCCGAAGCGAUUCGAACUCCUGAAUUUCCUCGCAUUCCCUGACCAACUCAUGAACUAUAGUUACAACUACUGUCGCAAUCCUGACCUGAAGGAAGACCGACUCUGGUGUUUCAUUGAAGAAGGAACUUGGACAGGACAGGGAGAAUGCGAGGUCCCAUUUUGCUAUGAAGCGUAUGAACGUUCCGCUCUCAAAGGUAAACCGGCGCAAGGAUACCCGGAAUGUUUGCAGACCACGAUGGGGAAGGAAUACGUGGGGACGACGAAGAAGACGUUGUCUGGCAAGUCCUGCCUACGAUGGGACGCUCAGCCCUAUGGAAAGCUUGAGGACUUCGAUCCGAAAUUAUCAUACGAUGAUCACUUCCGAUUUGGCAGUGCCGCAUCGCAUCAAGAUUUCUGCAGGAACCCGACAUCCAUGCUUGAGGACUUCGAUCCGAAAUUACCAUACGAUGAUCACUUCCGAUUUGGCAGUGCCGCAUCGCAUCAAGAUUUCUGCAGGAACCCGACGUUGAAGACGCAACCCUGGUGUUUUGUCGCAGAUCCAUUCGUGAAAUGGGAAUUCUGCGAUAUCCCCCUCUGCCCCAACUACCCUAGUAAGCUCACUACGAUCCACGGAUAA